CAAAACUAGACUGAGAAAAAGCUCUUGCGUUUUUGAGAGCUAAUCAAAUCAUGGCGUUCCUGCUCAAGAGUUCGGUCGCUCCACAUUUCCGUCAGACGGCGAGGAACGACUCGCUUUCCCUCACGCGCCGCCAGUACCACGUCGAACCCGGGGCUCGCGAGAAAGCUCUCUUGGCAGCGGAUCCGUCUCUGAGACGAUUCAAGUCGCAUAAGCAGGGGGUGUUGGCAAUCAAAAGGCUUAGGAAGGUUCUAACAGUCGCUGUAGUUGCCGGUUUCUGCUAUGAAAUAUACGUAAAAGUAAUGAUGCCGGAGGAGGCUAGGGCACAAGCAUAGGCUUGAGGCCUAAACACGCGUGUAUUUCAAUGGUGUUUAAUCUUGUAUGGAAACAAUAGCAGAACUUUAUAGUUCUAAAUGUGGUAAUAAGCAGAGAACAGUUUGACCUGAUAGUUAUUGAUAUACCUGUUGUUGAUUCUUUUUAGGUUUUACUUAAUAAAUCUAUUUGGCAUUUUCUCUGAAUAAUUUCAAUGAAAGCAGUGGUGCAUUAUCCGGUUUUUAUUGAA
Messenger RNA from Argentina anserina (silverweed cinquefoil), 559 nucleotides. Its product is annotated as succinate dehydrogenase subunit 7B, mitochondrial. The record is from RefSeq and is a predicted model, not a curated record. NCBI's taxonomy places the organism in Eukaryota, Viridiplantae, Streptophyta, Magnoliopsida, Rosales, Rosaceae. The transcript has 4 exons. The coding region runs from base 51 to 332 and encodes 93 amino acids.